Molecule: messenger RNA, 1438 nt
Organism: Mizuhopecten yessoensis (Yesso scallop)
Lineage: Eukaryota; Metazoa; Mollusca; Bivalvia; Pectinida; Pectinidae
Product: ETS domain-containing protein Elk-3-like
Exons: 4
Coding region: 272-1405 (377 amino acids)
Biological process (GO): cell differentiation; regulation of transcription by RNA polymerase II
Cellular component (GO): nucleus
Molecular function (GO): sequence-specific DNA binding; DNA-binding transcription factor activity, RNA polymerase II-specific
Source: RefSeq, a predicted model, not a curated record
UAACUUCCGGGUCACAUGAUGAGUCAUUCCACAACCAAAGGUAGCGAGUCAAUGUUUAGACGGAAUGAUUCGGAUUAACACUUCUUUUUGAUAAUUAUAGAAAAGUUGAUUAUUGUCAAGAGCGGAGAUAUAUCCUCAAUACCAGCAGUCAACAGUCGCGAGAGGAACCGACACGACAGCAGGUUGGUGAAGUGUAGACAUUUUAUUGGUAUAUAGCGAACGACGACCUCCAAAACAACCAAGGUUUAACUUCUGUCGGCAAUUACAUAUAAUGGAAGAUGUGAGACACUGUUCAGCAUCCCCCGCCUUGUCCGAUGUGUCUUCUCGUAACUCCUCGGAUUCUACUGAACCUUUGACCAAACGACUGUGCCUGUCGGCGCCCAUAUCAAAGGCGAUGGACUCUAACAUAACACUAUGGCAGUUCCUGCUGGAGCUGCUAGUCAGUAACCAACACAACCACAUCAUCCGCUGGACCAACAAUGACGGCGAAUUCAAACUGCUCAACGCGGAAGAGGUGGCUCGUUUAUGGGGCCUCCGUAAAAACAAGCACAGUAUGAACUACGACAAAUUGAGCCGAGCUCUUCGCUACUACUACGACAAAAACAUCAUCAAAAAGGUGAUGGGACAGAAGUUCGUUUACAAAUUUGUGUCUUUUCCAGAAAUUGUGAAAACGGAAAACAAAAUCCCAUUCAAGGUCAAAAUGGAAACCUUGGCUCAGGAAUACGGUCAGAGAGUAAUGCCACACUUUGCCUCAUAUAACUCGAUCGACAUCAAAUCGUCCGCGAACAUGGCCACUUCUGUCAGCAAGGCCACAUGUGUUAGCCGAUUACAAACGGAAGUGGCAUCAGCUGAUAGCACCACUACAAGCCCGGUUACAGUAGUGGUAACAUCAGUGAAAGAGGAAAAAGACACAGAGUAUUACAGUUCUGUUAAACAACAUUUGGUGCCAUCUUUCAUAUCGCGUGACGUAUCGCCUUCGCCUUCAUCAUCGUCACCCUCUCCUCAUUCAGCAUCAUCGUUAUUGAUGUCGUCAUCUGCCGCGAGUACGUCGGUCGUCAUAUCCAAACCUAAGCCAAACCCCCUCACUCUCAGCAUCACUGAUGGUUCAUCUACAUCCCUUACCUGUGCCAUGACGGGACUUCCAAUCCCCAGCCCCAAAAUUGGACAGACGAGCUAUCCCACGCCAAUAGUCCUGGCCAGUCCCGUAGGGAUGGGCCCACGUACCCCAUUCCUACACUUCUGGAGCUCGCUCAGUCCUAUAGCAACAAUGAGUCCACGUAUUGGUGCCAACUCAGCGUUCCAGUUUCCCUCAUUUGCCAAUAGUCACAUGACUCUGUCUCCAAUGGCGAUUCCGUCGAACUUUUCAAAUGUAGAAUCUCUUGCCACGCCGGCUUGUGUGUUAUGACCAUUACAGAACAAUGACCGAUAAUUAUGGAAA